Molecule: messenger RNA, 2169 nt
Organism: Aspergillus lentulus
Lineage: Eukaryota; Fungi; Ascomycota; Eurotiomycetes; Eurotiales; Aspergillaceae
Product: phenylalanine/tyrosine ammonia-lyase
Biological process (GO): L-phenylalanine catabolic process
Cellular component (GO): cytoplasm
Molecular function (GO): ammonia-lyase activity
Source: RefSeq, a predicted model, not a curated record
AUGCUACAACCAUCUGCCCAAGGAAGCUACAGCAAGGCCGUGCUGUCGACAUUUCGAUCCCUGGAUGAUCUCACCUGUGAUGGUUCCAAAAUCAUUCUCGAUGGCCAAUCGCUCAAUGUGAGCUCAGUGGUCGCCGCAGCAUGCCAUCAAGUGCCAGCGUCAAUCAGCAAGGACCCGCAGCUUCAUGCGCGGCUGCGAGAAAGCGUCGAGCUGCUUGCCCGCAAGCUGGCUGAAGGCGAAAUCGCCUAUGGGGUCAACACCGGGUUUGGUGGCAGCGCUGACACCCGCACCGAUGACUAUUCCACCCUGCAGCAGGCACUGGUCCAGCAUCUGGCGUCCGGUGUGUUGCUGCCCACCGACCGCAGCAGUAGUCGACCAUCGUCGCGGUACCCGCAUGGUUUGAGAAGCCAUAGCAUGCCCACAGCCGUGGUCAAGGCUGCCAUGCUCGUCCGAUGUAACUCACUCUUGCGAGGGCAUUCCGCCGUCCGCCCCGAAGUCAUUGAGCACAUCCUGGCUUUCCUACGCAGUGGUCUAAUCCCGGUGGUGCCUGUUCGGGGGAGCAUCUCGGCAUCCGGCGACCUGUCCCCGCUCUCGUAUAUCGCCAACGCUCUCGAGGGGAACCCCGACAUUGCUAUCCAGAAUGAGGCCACUGGGGACGUCAUCCGCGCCGACGAGGCGUUGCAGCAGUUGGGCCUUGCGCCUCUCAGGUUCGGGCCCAAGGAGGGCCUGGGCCUGCUCAACGGCACGGCCUUUAGCGCUGGCGCCGCCAGCUUGGUCCUCUUCGAAGCCAACCAGCUCGUGCUCCUUUCCCAGGUACUGACAGCGAUGGGAACGGAAGCGCUGGCGGGCUCGACCGGGAACUACCAUCCCUUCAUUGCGGGCGUCCGUCCCCACCGCGGGCAAAUCGAGGCGGCCGGAAACAUCUUCCACUUACUGCGGGACUCGCGCAUGGCCACCAGCCCUGGCGCCGAUGGCGCAAGCCACAGUAGUAGCUUGGCGCAGGACCGGUAUGCGCUUCGCACCGCAUCCCAAUGGAUAGGCCCACAGAUCGAAGACAUGUCUCUUGCUUCGGAACAGGUCCACUGCGAAUUGAACUCCACCACAGACAAUCCCUUGCUGGAUCCGGGCUCGGGCCACAUGCACCAUGGAGGGAACUUCCAGGCCACUUCGAUUACCAGUGCCAUGGAGAAGACCAUGAGCGCGAUGCAGAUGCUUGGCCGCAUGAUCUUUUCCCAGUGUACCGAGCUCAUCAACCCGGCCUUGAACAAUGGGCUGCCACCAAACCUCUCCUUCGACGACCCCAGUCUGUCGUUCACCAUGAAAGGAAUCGACAUCAACAUGUCGGCAUACAUGGCCGAAUUAAGCUACCUGAAUCACCACGUCAGCAACCACGUCCAGUCCGCCGAGAUGCACAACCAGGGCCUCAACUCCCUCGCCCUGGUCGCCAGCCGCUACGCGGCCGAGACGGUCGAGGUCUUGUCCUUGAUGGCCGCGGCAUAUCUCUAUGCACUGUGUCAGGCGCUCGAUCUCCGGGCCUGCCACCUGGAGUUCCUCCGCGACGCUCGCAGCACGGUCGAUAGCCUCACCGCCGAGUUAUGCCUGUCAUUCUCCCCCCUGUUGUCCGAGUCCGACCAGCGUCAGAUCCAGGAUUCCACAUGGGAGCAGCUCCUGCACCACUGGAACCGAAGCAGCACCAGCGACCUCCACGACCGCAGUCGCAAUGCGGCGAGUCACACGAUGGGUGCCCUCGUCGAGCUGCUGCCGAUGCAGCUGAACGAAGCGACUGCUCUGCCCACUCGCAUCGCCCCCCAGCAGCAGUGGCUCGACGAGGUGUCUGCCACGUUGGCUGGCAGCUACGAUGCAACCCGAGCCAAGUUCCAAUCCAAUCCGACCACCCCCUUCUAUCUCUGCAGUGCAUCCCGCAGGAUGUACGAAUUCGUGCGCAAGGGGCUGGGGGUGCCGCUUCACCGCGGGAUUGUUGACCACCCGACCUAUCCUUCUGUAACCGAGGAGCACGCUGGCAAGGAGCUGAUCGGGUCGCAGGUGAGCAAGAUCUACAUGGCAUUGCGUGGAGGUGCGUUCCGUGACGUGCUACAAGAUUGUUGGUAUAGUUCGGAUUCUGUGUGGGGUUUUGCUGGCGAGGAACUGGUUUUGGCUUCCAAGUUGUGA